Messenger RNA from Mytilinidion resinicola, 1521 nucleotides. RefSeq lists its product as uncharacterized. The coding region runs from base 108 to 1301 and encodes 397 amino acids. The transcript has a single exon. The record is from RefSeq and is a predicted model, not a curated record. Lineage: Eukaryota; Fungi; Ascomycota; Dothideomycetes; Mytilinidiales; Mytilinidiaceae.
CAGCCAUCUCGGGACAUCUAUUCACCACACCGCACGCGCGACGCAGAGGGCCGCACCACCACGCCUCUAAAAUAUCCCACCUGAUCGACACCCCGGCCUGCAGAACAAUGCUACCCUGCAGCCAGUCGGACACCCCUCCGUCGAUCGCCCGCCCCGACUAUAUCUCGUAUACUUCCCUCCAGCUGCUCAAGUCGUCUCUCCUGCUGCUCCAGAUUGACCCGCCGUGCAUGGCGAGCAACAUUCACCGCCGGCCUGUGGGCCAGCACUCGCCGUGGCCCUCAGACGAGCAGUCUGCCUACCAGACCUCGACGACGGCGAAUCCCACCCCCAAUCUGGCGAACGCGCAGAGGACCUCUCCCGCACAGCAGUAUUUCUCCCAGCCCCCAGCCUCGCCCACCUCAGACAAAAAGCAGCGGAUGCCUUCCAGUCUGCGCUCUCUUAUCCGCCGGAAGCCAGAGUCCGAUGCCCCGAGACCACAGCAGCCCCCGAUGCCAGACUCCAACUCCUAUUUCCCUUCUCGGCCGUCCACGCAACAGGGCGGACUCACGCCCUACUCGUACUAUCAGCCCGCACAGUCCACGCCAGCUCUCACUGUGCCUUCAUUGUCAGCCCGCAGCAUGCCGCCCUCUCCUAUGGACGCCCCUUCGUCGCUCUUCACCCGCUCCGUGUCAGCCCAUGUGGUCUCGCCCACCUCUCCCCAGGACCGCGCACCACAGUCCUACCGCCAUUCAUCCUACGAGCCCAGCUUCGAGCCGCAGCCUGUACGAGCGCGCCGGACUUUCCCAGAGACGCAGUUUGAUACUCCUGUGGCCACUACCGCUCCCUCAUCAAGCAUGCAGUACCAGGAGCCCGAAGCACUUGCAGACGCCGCCCAGUACCGGCUCUUUGUCGAAGCAACGAGCGGUCUACCACCCGGAUUUCUCGACAUGCAAAGUCCGCUGUCUCCACCCGGUGCCACGCCCUCGCUCUUCAUCCGCACCAGCCAAACUCUCAAUCCAGCUCCCGUGUCCGCGCCCGUUCUGGACCUCUCAAGUCCGCACAGCCAACCGCACUCGUAUUCGCGCGCGCAGCCGCAAUAUCCUGCGCAGCAUCAGACGUCCGGCUCCUAUGGGUACAGCUCGCAGUCCCAGCGCAUUGCAGACGAGCUGGAGCGAUUGUCGGGCGAUGAGGACAACCACGACGACGACGAGCUGCCAAACUACGCACAGAGCCAGGCAGAGAUGCACGAGUCACGGAGAGCUGAGGCGGCGCGGCGGGCUGCUGAGUUGGAACGGAGCUGGAGGAGUAGGGGGAGGCGGUGACGAUGCCGCCAUGGAGGUCACUAGCAAGAGCCAGGAGUCAUACUUGUGUUUUCUUUUCUAGAUCUCCCAGUGUUUUAUCACCUAGGUUGAGGUCUCCACGGAUUUUCAAUAAAGAUGGGUUUCUGUCUCUGGUUUACGAGUUUUCUGAGCGUAUGAGUUCUAGAGCACGCAUUAUUGAUACCCUCGUUUGAAAGAAGAAAGACGAUUAAGAUGUUUUAGU